AUGCCAUCAGUAUUCAUUAGGGGGGCUACAGGGCUAGUAGGAAGAGCGUUAGUGCAUGAGCUGCAAGAGCACGCAUAUCAGAUAAGCGUGCUAGCUCUGAGUGAAGCGAAUGUGCUCCAACUGCAAUCUCAAGGAGACGGAGUGAGAGUGGUUCGCGGGAGUCUCGAUGACUUGGCCACUCUCAAAGCAAAAGCAGCGUGGAAGGAUAUUGAUGGGGUGAUCCACCUUGCCUUCAUCCACAAGUCAGACCAGUAUGCGCAGUCGUCUGAGGUGGAUGCGAAGGCCAUUGCAGCUUUGGGCGACGGACUUAGGGAGGUUGCUAGUGAGAGCGAGGGAAGGCGCAAUGCGAAAGCGCUCGUGGCGAGCUCUGCUGUCGCGGUAGAUGCCCAAGGUAGUGACGGCGUGGCGAGGGAGGCUGAUGCUCCACUCGAUGUUUUCCGCGUAGAAGCGAAGCAGCUGCUUUGGAGAUGGCACGAUCGGACUCGCAAAGAGCUCGGCUGGAACCCCACACAAGUAGACCUGUUGAGCGAUAUUGAGCACAACUAUGCUGCUUAG
Molecule: messenger RNA, 555 nt
Organism: Wallemia ichthyophaga EXF-994
Lineage: Eukaryota; Fungi; Basidiomycota; Wallemiomycetes; Wallemiales; Wallemiaceae
Exons: 2
Coding region: 1-555 (184 amino acids)
Source: RefSeq, a predicted model, not a curated record